AUGAGUACUUCCGCCCGUGCAAGUGCCAGGCCGGCUCGUCUCGACGGCGGCCGCGCGCCGCACCCAUCGUCGCCGUCGCCCGCCGAGUCUGCUCGUCCUCGCCAUGUCGGAAAAAGUAAGUGCCUGCGCCGCGCAUCGCCCGCUCACGCCGGUCCUCGGUCCCGCCCGUCCGUCGCUGACAGGGUCGGCAAGAAAACCAGCCAUCUGCUGGUGCCCAGUGAUCUGCCCGAGGUGGCGCCCCAUCAGCACCUCCCGGAAGUCUACCGGCCGACGCCGCCGCCGCCGCCGCCGCUGCUGCUGCAGGAAGCGUCGCGGGAGCCCGCCGUCGGCUACGACCACCGCGGCCUCGCCCCCGGCUACAGCGAGCAGCCCGUCGCCGGCCCCGUCGCCGCCGGCUGGUCACCCUCGGAGAGGCAACGCCCCCGGACCCUCUGCGGCUGCGGCUCCCUCGUCUUCCUCCUCUCCGUCGUCAUCGCCGUCCUGGCCGCCGCCGUCGUGGGCCUCGCCGCUGGCGCAGGCAUCCUCGUGGGCCAACUAAACGACGCAAACGCACGCUUCGAGCGGCUCAAGCUGUCCGUGACGCCCCAGGAGGGCCUCCCAAGCUGGGCCAACGUCACCCGCGGCUGCACCGACGAUCCGAAGGGAACGACGGGCGAGACCUUUCAGCCACCAUUCUUCAACAAUGAGACCUUGGUCAAGUACUGCAACAAGGACGCCGUCGGCACCCCCUUCUACUCCCUCUUCGCCUCCGACUUCAACGGCUGCAUGUCCGCCUGCGCCUCCUGGAACUUCCACAACGCCUCGACCAAGACCACCUGCGGCGCCGUCUCCUUCAUCCCGCUCUGGAGCGUCCAGGAAAACGCCCUCGCCGGCGGCGCCCCCGGCGACUGCUACCUGAAGACGCCCCAGGGCGUCAAGGAUCUCAAGGAGCCCAACAUCGGGACCGAGUGCCACGCGGCCCUCGUGAAGCGGUGA
Messenger RNA from Drechmeria coniospora, 975 nucleotides. RefSeq lists its product as uncharacterized. The transcript has 3 exons. The record is from RefSeq and is a predicted model, not a curated record. The coding region runs from base 1 to 975 and encodes 324 amino acids. Lineage: Eukaryota; Fungi; Ascomycota; Sordariomycetes; Hypocreales; Ophiocordycipitaceae.